AUGCCAACCGAACUCCUAGCCUUCCCACCAGCCUACACCGUAGUUGGCGCCUACCGACUCUGGCACGACCCGAGCAUUCGCGCCCCCGUCGUCGCGAAACUCAAGCAUGCCACCGCCCGCGGGUUAGCCGUUGGCGCAGCGUACGCCGUCUUCGGGUGGGGCGUGAUGAACUGGGUCGUCAAGAGGUUCAUGGUACGCGGGAGGGUGGGCGAACGCGUGACUGUCGGCGCGGGAAGCCUUGCGCUCACUGUGGAUCUGGUGUUGUACACCCACAUCAUGUGGCUGCUUCCCCAGCUCUCACGCCUGCUCAAGUUCUUCAUCAGGAAGAACCUCCGCAUCGCCCGUGGCCGCGCAUACAACCUCACGCUCACGUCGCGCCGCAAGCCAGCCGAGUUUUGGAGCACGAGCUACUACGAGGAGUGGGCGCAGCCGCCGCAGCCAACGCGGGAGGAGGCGAGUGCAUGGGAUUCGCGCAAGCACCGCGUCAAGUGGGUCAGCUGGAUGCUCUGGUGGCCUAGCCAGAUGGUUAUCAAGCAGUUCAUCCUCUUCCCCCUCUCGCCAACGCUGCCACUCCUAGUGCCGCUUGCUAUCGCGGGCAUGCGUGCCCUCGGCACAGCUGAAUAUCUCCACCAGCCAUACUUUCAGGGCAAGCACAUGACAUCAGACCAGAUCUGGCGCUGGAUCGAGGAGCGCAAGUGGGCCUAUCGCUCGUUCGGAUUCUGCGCGUCGCUCAUGGAGGGUAUCCCGAUUCUCGGACUUGCGUUCAGCGUCUCAAACCGCAUCGGUGCGGCCAUGUGGGCACACGACCUCGAGAAGCGCCAGCACCUUUUCGCGCACCACAUCCUGCAGCCCCUUCCUCCCUCGCAAGUGGGCAUCUUCGGCUCAGGAAACGGUCUCGAGAUCACUCCAGAGGUCGUGGAAGCCGAGAAGCGUAUCGAGGCAAAGUGGUCCUCCAGGCCCGCCUACAUCCACCCCGAGGCGGAGGAUGAUGGUAAGGACACUCCCACAUUCAGUGCAGGCCCGCCUCCCCUCCCUCCCCGACGUGACGCGCCACCAGCGUACUCUGAGACAGAGGCCUCGUCUUCCGCCCGGCCGCAACCUCCUACUCUUCCCCCGCGUCUGCCUCCACGACCCAAGGCAUAA
Molecule: messenger RNA, 1143 nt
Organism: Cutaneotrichosporon cavernicola
Lineage: Eukaryota; Fungi; Basidiomycota; Tremellomycetes; Trichosporonales; Trichosporonaceae
Exons: 5
Coding region: 1-1143 (380 amino acids)
Source: RefSeq, a predicted model, not a curated record